AACCAGUUUACAAAUUCUAGUGUCUCAUUCGUUUGUUUCUCUCUCUCUCUCUCUCUCUCAAACUUAUUUUACUUAUUUAUCCUUCUUUACUCUUUCUCUUCUUCUACUUAAGAAGCAUAAUAAGAGAGAAACACAUACCAGUAGCCUUUCUAGGUUCUUUACCACUCUACACUACUCAUUCAUUUCAUCACCUUAUACCAAAAUCUAUAUAUAAGACUAUAAGAGUCUCAUUUUAGAACAUUCAUUCAUUUUCAAAGAAAAUUUUGGAAGUGUUAAAAGAAAAAAUGGAUAUGUCAAAUUAUUCACAAUACAAUAGUGAAAGUGAAUCUGGUUGGACUAAUUACUUGGACCAUUCAUCUUUUUCUGAACAACAUUUCAAUAGGAAAAAUGGAAAAGUUGAUUAUGAAGCAACAAUGGAAGAAGAGGAAGAAGAAGAAGAAGAAGAUUUAUCCAUGGUUUCUGAUGCUUCUUCUGGACCUCCAAACUAUCAUGUAGAAGAAGAUUAUCAACAACCUUAUUGUGUAAAUUGGAAUUCUUCAACUUCCAAAAAGAAGGUCAAAGAAUUUGGUAGAAAAAGUCAACACUCUUCACAAUCACUUCUUGAUGAUACUGCUAGUUCCCCUGUUUUUAACUAUCCUAAGAAGAAAAUCAAUUUCUCAGAAAAUGGAGUAGUGGAAAAUACACUUGAUUCUUCCCCUUCUUUCUCUGCAACAAGAACAAAGAGAAAGACUAAAUUCCAGAAGCAUUCAAGUUUCUUAGAGCAUUCUCGUGGUGGAAAACAAGCUUCACAGGAACCAGGUGGUUUUGAUGAUGAAGAAAGGAAAUGAAUAAUUGAACCAUAGCUUUCUAUGUCUUAGAAUCUAAAAUUAAGGGAUGUGAAAGGAGAUGCAAGUUGUUGAAGGACAAAGGGAUGUAAAAAUAAAGAAGGAAUAGUUGUUUGGAUGUAAUUUUGCUGUUUUUUUUAAAUAUGUUUGUGUCCCACUGCGAAUGCAGUUUGGAACAACGUAAGAACAGUGCUUCUGAUUCCAUUUUCUUAGUUGACAUAAGUAGCAGACAUGUCUUGGAUCACUAGGUCUUCUUCAUAGUCAUCACAUUACAUUCUAUAAUCAUUCAUUGUGUUUAACUU
Messenger RNA from Trifolium pratense (red clover), 1126 nucleotides. RefSeq names its product protein SOB FIVE-LIKE 5-like. Bases 285 to 827 code for a protein of 180 amino acids. The record is from RefSeq and is a predicted model, not a curated record. Gene Ontology annotation, biological process: cytokinin biosynthetic process. Lineage: Eukaryota; Viridiplantae; Streptophyta; Magnoliopsida; Fabales; Fabaceae. The transcript has 4 exons.